This is a messenger RNA of Plenodomus lingam JN3, 312 nucleotides long. NCBI's taxonomy places the organism in Eukaryota, Fungi, Ascomycota, Dothideomycetes, Pleosporales, Leptosphaeriaceae. The record is from RefSeq and is a predicted model, not a curated record.
AUGAACUGCCCGUCCAGAACUGACGAAGACGUGCUCCUCAACCCGGGAUGGAACCAAAACCCCCCACGUUUCGCCGCGGACCUCACCACGUGCGAGGAUCUGAACGGCAUCGCCAACGCCCGGGAAGUAGGAGAGGCGGAUCGUCUGUCCAGCGGAGCUCGGGCCUUGCGGCGCUGCCACGUUGAACAUGAAAAUGGGCCGGAGAAGGAAAAGCAGCUGGGUUCGCAGGGCGAGGGUGUCAAACGGUCCUCUCAAGGUACGAGCAAAGAGAGAAAUCCGAAUGAGUGUUGUGGAUCACGCCAUGGUUGCUGA